Paramormyrops kingsleyae is the source of this 3592-nucleotide messenger RNA. RefSeq names its product TLE family member 2, transcriptional corepressor a (gene tle2a). Gene Ontology annotation, cellular component: nucleus; transcription regulator complex. Gene Ontology annotation, biological process: regulation of DNA-templated transcription; negative regulation of canonical Wnt signaling pathway. Lineage: Eukaryota; Metazoa; Chordata; Actinopteri; Osteoglossiformes; Mormyridae. The record is from RefSeq and is a predicted model, not a curated record. Gene Ontology annotation, molecular function: transcription corepressor activity; protein binding.
AUCACACUGUGGCGACAACUAUGCGUCUUGUUUCCCUCUCAAAGAAAACUCCUGUCUGUCCCAUUCAUUGAAAGUCAGAAGGGGAAGGAGAGAGUGAGAAAGGGAGCUGAGCAGAGAAGGAAGGAGUGAGUUUUCUGGAAAGCCCGAAGAAACCAGCGAAACAAAGGAAGCUGCGUUUGCGUUGCAUGUCUUGUCCGUCUCAGGAGCUCGGUGAUACUCUUAGACUGAAUAGCUACCUUUUCUUGUUUGGUAGAAUUGGUACGAAGGAGAUACGUGGAGGUGGGAAACUGCGGAUUUUUUUUAGAAGAUCGAGAGGUUUUUAAGCAGCAAAGUGCUGAACACGGAGUGACCGAACCAAAUAUUUCGCUUUAAGAAAAUCUGGUGAAUCUGUAGCCAGUACUGCGCGCGUGUUAUUAUUUUUUUUUCUUUUACCAGUGUUAAAUAAAACACGAACAAAGGAAGGCUUAAGUAGGGUAUGUGUAAGACGAGCCAAGAUUUACCAUUAUUGCCUUUGAAACAGGGCCUGAUGCAUUUCUGAAGCCAACAAUAAAUACUCCAUACAUUUUCUCUCGGGAAUCUUUUGUUUUCUAAAAACAAUCGGACUAAGCAAAAGGCUCACAGCCCCCAAAAAUGUACCCCCAGAAUCGACCCCCGGCACCUCUCCAGCCACCCCCGGGGUCCUCGGCCUCGGCGGCCAUGGCGGCGGCAGCCACUGCGUCCGGGGCCCCCCAGUCUCUGAAGCUCACUUAUCCAGAGACCCUGGACCGCAUCAAGGAGGAGUUCCAGUUCCUGCAGACGCAGUACCAAAGUUUGAAGUUGGAGUGUGAGAAGUUAGCUACAGAGAAGACUGAGAUCCAGAGGCACUACGUGAUGUACUAUGAGAUGUCGUACGGCCUUAACAUCGAAAUGCACAAGCAGACGGAGAUCGCCAAGCGGCUGAACGUGAUCUGCGCCCAGCUCGUCCCAUUCCUGUCGCAGGAGCACCAGCAGCAGGUGAUACAGGCCAUGGAACGCGCCAAGCAGCAGCAGCUCCAGGUGCAGCACCUGUCCCAGCACGCCGCUCAGGGCCUGCCCAUGCCCCCCCACGCCUCAGCGCUGCAGCACCCUGGCCUCGCCCUGGGCGGGACCUCUGGGCUGCUGGCGCUGUCCGGCGCGCUGGGGGUCCAGCUGGCCGCCAAGGACGAGAGGGCCCACCUGGCUGCGGUGGCGGCGGCGGCGGCAGAACACCACAGAGAUCGUGAGGCAGGACCCAGCUUGCUGUCCAAUGGGGAUAAAGGUCGUCCAUCCGAGUACCUCAGCAACGGGAAGAAGAGGAAGGCAGACGAGAAGGAGUUAAUGGCGGACUAUGGCAGCGAUGCUGAGAAGAGUGAUGAUAAUUUGGUCGUGGAUGAGGAUCCUUCGUCCCCUCGCAGCGUGCAGUCCUACUCCUCCCGGGAGAACGGCCUGGACAAGCUGCCUGCCUCCCGCAAGGAAAUCCCACCCCAGGCCAGCCCCACGUCUCUGGCCUCCUCCAGCAGUGCGGCCUCACCCUCCCGUGGCAAAGACCCCCCCCCAAGGGAGAAGUCUAGCACCCCUGUGAUGAAGCCGGGAACCCCCAUGCCCUCAGAAUCAUCCACCCCAGGCCCCAGUGCCCCCCCGCAGUUCCGCCCGGUUCCAGGGAAGCCUUCGGUCGACCCGCUUGCUCUGGGCCUGAGGAACCCUCUGGCGGUGCACGCCGCCUAUCCCUCCGGGGCGUUUGGGCUGCCCCCUCCUGGCGUGAACGGGGAGAUGAGCGCCGCGGCGGCGGCCGCCGCGUAUGGAGCCGGCCUGCACCUGGUCUCCCCGCAGCUCAAUGGGGCGGCAUCGGCUGGCUAUGGGAGAUCCCCUGUGGUUGGAUACGACUCCCCCCACCCCCACAUGAGGCUGCCUGCGGGCUUGCAGGCCUCUGCUGCCGGAAAGCCCGCCUACUCCUUCCAUGUGAGCGCAGAUGGGCAGAUGCAGCCGGUCCCCUUCCCUCCGGACGCCCUGCUGGGCCCGGGCAUCCCGCGCCACGCCCGGCAGAUCCACACCCUGAACCACGGGGAGGUGGUCUGUGCCGUCACCAUCAGCGCCUCCACGCGCAACGUCUACACCGGCGGCAAGGGCUGCGUGAAGGUGUGGGACAUCAGCCAGCCGGGCAGCAAGAGCGCCAUGGCCCAGUUGGACUGCCUGAACAGAGAUAAUUACAUCCGGUCCUGUAAGCUGCUCCCCGACGGGCGCACCCUCAUUGUCGGGGGGGAGGCCAGCACACUGUCCAUCUGGGACUUGGCCACGCCCACCCCACGCAUCAAGGCCGAGCUGACGUCGUCGGCCCCCGCCUGCUACGCCCUGGCCAUCAGCCCCGACAACAAGGUCUGCUUCUCCUGCUGCAGCGACGGCAACAUCGUGGUCUGGGACCUGCACAACCAGACCCUCGUCAGGCAGUUCCAGGGCCACACGGACGGGGCCAGCUGCAUCGACAUCUCUAACGACGGAACCAAGCUGUGGACGGGGGGGCUGGACAACACGGUGCGCUGCUGGGACCUGCGGGAGGGUCGGCAGCUGCAGCAGCAUGACUUCACCUCCCAGAUCUUCUCCCUUGGAUACUGUCCCACCGGCGAGUGGCUGGCUGUGGGCAUGGAGAGCAGCAACGUGGAGGUUCUGCACGUCUCCAAGCCCGACAAGUACCAGCUGCACCUGCACGAGAGCUGCGUGCUCUCGCUGAAGUUCGCCUACUGCGGUAAAUGGUUUGUCAGUACGGGCAAAGACAACCUCCUGAAUGCCUGGAGGACACCGUAUGGAUCGAGUAUUUUCCAGUCAAAGGAGUCAUCUUCGGUGCUCAGCUGCGACAUCUCUCCUGACGACCAGUUUAUUGUCACGGGCUCAGGUGACAAGAAGGCCACCGUGUAUGAAGUCAUCUACUGAGGACAGUGCUGAUUGGAUUUUUGGGUGGUGGCGAGGACCAAGCAGCCAAUCAGUGACUGGAGUGGGGGGGGGGGGUGCUUUGAACCAGAAGGACACCUGUAUUUUUUUUUCUUCUUCUUGCCUAUUAAAUGGAUUUGAGGGGAAGAUCGGAUCUUCAGGAGUCAGAGCUGUGCUGAGGCUCAGAAAAAGCUAGCAGUCUAGCUACAGAAAUGUGAUUCUUCCAAAGAAUGUUUGCUUUUGUUUUUUUCUUCUUUUUUGAAACUUUUUUUUUAUUUUUAUAAAUCUCUACAUGUUCUUCACAAGCAAAGUGACUUGGGCUUGUGUAACUCGGGACCCCCAGGGCUGUGGACGCUUCUAAAAGUCACCGUUGACUUUCUCCUACUGGGCUGCUUUCGGUCAGUGUCUCCUUGUGCUGACCUCAUCUUAACGGCAUUAAUUAGAUAGCCGGUAGUGGGAUUCAGGUUUGCAUUAGUGGUCGACUUAACGGCACAAACGAUGACCGAAUGCAGUCAGAAGAAAGAUGCUGAGAUGUUUGUGGCUUCAGGAAAAAAAACCACUUACAGCAGAAGCAGGUGUCUGAACCUUGGUAAUUUUUUCCCCUAAAUGAGGAAUCAUCUAAAGUUUUCUACUGGCUGUUGACAUUUUACCAGCCCUUGGUAACUUGCCUCAU